Molecule: messenger RNA, 99 nt
Organism: Peronospora matthiolae
Lineage: Eukaryota; Oomycota; Peronosporomycetes; Peronosporales; Peronosporaceae
Source: the annotation of a GenBank genome assembly
AUGGUGACGAAGAAUGCAGCGACGUCAUUGGCUUACGUGGACGCUGACGGUGUCGCAGUGUGUGUAAAGAGUGAUGGUCGCCGCAUGCGAACGGGUUGA